This is a messenger RNA of Cladophialophora immunda, 2811 nucleotides long. RefSeq lists its product as uncharacterized. The record is from RefSeq and is a predicted model, not a curated record. Lineage: Eukaryota; Fungi; Ascomycota; Eurotiomycetes; Chaetothyriales; Herpotrichiellaceae. The coding region runs from base 376 to 2634 and encodes 752 amino acids. The transcript has a single exon.
GACCAAGUCCACCUUGAUGCUCUGCGGGUUUCAGGCUACACAGCCUAUCGCAAAUCAAUAUCCCAGCCGCCAUCGUCAUGCCUCAGUCGGAUUGUCCUUUUCCAGGGACAAAAAUUCUACAUCCGCCCUGUUCGAGGGGUGAGGUAAGACCAAGGGACAAACUCGACGUUAAAAGAAGCCCAGUUUCUCUUUCGCGCCGGGUGUCUGCUACCAGGGCUACGAGUUGUCCAUUGUCGUCAAAUAUUGCUCCCCUUCUGAGCUGGCUGCUACUUACCUGCUUGCGUGUUGUGUAGCUACCGUUCACAGAAAUAUUUCCGCAAACAGCCACUUCGGUAGGCAUGAUGCCUCAACGAUGACAAAGGCAAGUCCAUCGACAUGGGUGACCAUAUACGGAUUGCCCCCAGUGCGUUGGCGAACCCUCACGAUGGCGACCAGCUCCAUACCCGACAGGCGUCGACAGACACCUGCCUCCCUCCGUCCCUUCUCUCUGUUAUUCCCGCCUGCGCAGUCGACUGCGUUCAACAAUUUGCGAGCCACAAUUACCCAGGAGCCACAUGCGCAAAUACCUCAGACAUUGAAUACCUCUGCACACAAUCUAACAUUUCAGGACUUACUAUCGGCGAGGGUUCCGUACAGUGCGUGGUCUCAGCUUGUACGGGGCAGGAUCAGGAGGACCUGGAUGUGUACGGCGUCUGCAACUCUAUACCAGAUGCUCAACCGAGGACGGCUCGCACCAUCACAGCUACAAUCAUUGGGUCUUCCACCACCACAUCUAGCACUAUGGAGAACCUGCCCGCCACGAUAGGGAAUCCAACCUCGACCGAGGAGGUUAGCACCAUUGUGAUGGCUACGGAUACACCAACGCGGAUGAUAGCAACAUCAGCAGCCUCCCCCACAUCUGGAGGUUUAUCUUCGGUAACGGAUACACCGACAAAUACUAUGAUGGGCCAGACUACCAGUGGGUCUGCUGGGUCCGACGGAACAUCAGGAGCUGUUGCUGUGCCAGAACAGGUCACCCCUCGAUCGGGUCUUACUACACCUCAAAUUGCAGGAAUUACCGUUGGCGGUGCUGCCACCGUUGUUAUCGUUGUUGGAUUGAUCCUUCUGCAGAUCUGGAUACGGAAGCGACGCCGAGAGCGCCGGCGUAGCCAAAGACGCUCACGCCUGGUUGAAUCAUCACCUCCGGUGAACCCUCAAAGCUUCGAGAAAAAGACUCCGCCAAACUUCGGAAAUGCUGGAAGUACACUUACAGUGCCCAGUACUCAGGGUCGCUUCUAUGCUCCGCAACAGCCGACGGAAGAAAAGAGAAGAAGCUUCUGGCGGAAGAGCAUCAGACCCGAAGAAAUCGGGAUAGCGGUCUCACCAAAGAUGCCUGGCGAGCAUUCUCCUGUAAGCGCGUCUUCUCAGCAAAGCUUCUCUCAUCUGCUACCUAAGGCACCUCCUGGAGUUCUUUGGCCUGCACAACUCGACGUCGAAGCUACCAGGGAACGAAGGAGAUAUACGCAACGGCCCGUGAGUGAUGCCACGGAGUUUGACGAUGAGCCAGAAACGAGACCACAAGAACCUGAGCGAGUUUUCGUGGAUAAUCAACCAUUCAUAUUAGAGAAACCUCCACUGUCAAAACGGCCAAGGGGCCCGCCUCCAAACCUGAGAUUGCCGGCGUUACCAGAAAGCCCAGCCAAGUCUGCAGGACAGACAGCAAGGAUUCCCUUGACUCCAACUUACGAUAAUGGCAAUGUUGAUUUAUCCUCACCGCAAACCAACUCCCAAUCACCUACCACCUCACAGCUAGCCCUUCCAGUAGCGGAACACAAGCUGCCCGCGUCGUCAAUGUACGCAAACAGAAGUGUCCUGAGGAAGAAGCCUCCAGCAAGACUCCCUCUUCGGGUCAUCAACACUCCGCUUGAGGAGCCUCUCAUACGACCACGGAAUCCUCCGAUGCCACCACAAUUGGCACCACCGCCGCCUUCUGUAAACCGACGAACUAUAGCUGUCAGCCGUAGUUUGGAUAGGCAAAGUUCCGCGAGCUCCGUUUACACGGAGAUUGAGGAAGAUACAACACCCGAAGAAGCAAACAAGCAACUUGGAAUAAAAACGAACCCUGCGACAACCUCGAUCGUACCUCUCGACAUUCAUGACAUCUCGCCUGUCCAAGAAAGCCCCAUCAAGGAUUUGAGAUAUCCUCGGGUUCCUCGUUCGGCCGCCAUAUCCAGACAGGCAGACAGACCUGCCCAACUUCGAUCAAGUUUCAAUCUGUCCCCUACCUCAGCUUUUGUACCAAUAUCAACUUCAACUCUUCGACCGACCAAGGAUCAGCUUGUCCGCGCCGAACUCAGCUUUAUGCAAACAGAUACCACCUCCUCCGAUGGAUACCUGUCCGAUGAGAUUAUCGAGUUUCCCAUUCCUCCUGUGUCGAAGGUUCACAGAAAAAACUUGGGCGAACUCAGGAGCAAUCCGUCAAGCGGUAACAAGGGCCCUCCUCUGCCCGCCCUUAGUCCGUCUCUGAAUGAAGUGAUGAGCGCUAGUACCAGAACAGUGAACAUCAUGGUUCCGCAACGGUCGCCAUCCUCCAAGGCCCGAUUGACACCAAGUAAAUCGAGCAGCGGUGAUUUAUAUCUGACAGUUGAGAUUUGAGAACUGAACGAUAAGGAUUUGUCAUUCAGGAAUUGUAUUAUCAUAGGUAUUGUUGUCCGCUUGUCCGGACGCUCAUGCGUGUCCUUGGCACGUCCUUGAUGUAUUAUGAGAAGCCACAAGUGGUAUGAGAAAAGACCGAUAGAACAGAAACAUCAUUUAAUCUUCAAAGCAUGUCUC